GUUUUGAAGCUCAGUUCCCGCCAUCUGCCGCUUCCUCCGGCCGCUUUGCAUCACCUGAGGGAAUAUGCCAUUUGCUAAUGAGAUUGUGUCACUGCAAAGAUUUCUGCUAAAAUUGAAGACAAGGGCAUUGCCAUAGUACUAAUUGACAGAGAGGUUGCUGAGGUUGGGUUUAUUCUCUCCCUGCUUCUGAGCCAACGAUGAGGAAGUGGGAAUCAAUGCGGAAGCAAAUAGAAGAGCGAGCAUCUCACUAUGAGAGGAAGCCGUUGUCGUCUGUGUAUAGACCAAGACUGUCCAAGCCAGAAGAACCACCCUCCAUUUGGAAGCUCUUUCAUCGUCAGAAUCAAGCUUUUAAUUUUGUCAAAAGCUGUAAAGAGAAUGUUCACGUUUUUGCUUUGGAGUGCAAAGCAGGAGACGGACAGCGCAUUUACCUUGUAACGUCCUAUGCUCAGCUUUGGUUUUACUACAAGUCCCGGAAAACUCUCUUGCAUUGCUAUGAAGUUAUUCCUGAGAAUGCUGUGUGCAAGCUUUAUUUUGAUUUGGAAUUUAACAAACUGGCCAACCCGGAAGCUGAUGGGAAAAGGAUGGUGGCAUUGCUCAUAGAGCAUGUUUGUAAAGCACUUGAGGAGUUAUACAAUGUUCACUGCUCAGCUGAAGAUGUUUUCAACUUGGAUUCCAGCACUGAAGAAAAAUUUAGCCGACAUCUAAUAUUUCAGCUCCAUGAUGCGGCAUUUAAAGAUAACAUUCAUGUUGGUAAUUUUGUGAGAAAAAUUCUGCAACCUGCCCUUCACUUAAUUACCCAGAAAGAUGAAGAUAAAAUUCCAGAGGAAAUGUGCCACGAAGCUUCCUGUUUUUCUGAUGUACCAUUAGAACAAGAGACUUCAGAAGCCUGGGAGACGCUGGAGUUGCCUAAGCAGCACAGCCCUGACCUUUCCUUUUUAGUUGUGAAGAAUAGCAUAGGAGAAAAGUGUCUUUUUGUAGACUUAGGAGUUUAUACAAGAAACAGAAACUUUCGACUGUAUCAAUCAUCAAAGAUAGGAAAAUGUGUGGCUUUGGAGGUUGCUGAAGAUAACAGAUUUAUCCCAGAACAGUCAAAAGAUAUUUCUGAGGAAAACCAGUAUUUCCUGUCUUCCCUGGUGAGCAAUGUCAGAUUCUCAGACUCUUUACGAAUUCUCACAUGUGACACAUCUCAGACUAAAAGAAAGCGGGCUGAGUAUUUUAACAGCACUGGCGCUUCAGCUGAAUCCAUUGAAGGCUUUCAAUGUUCACCGUAUCCUGAAGUUGACCAAUUUGUUAUUUCUUUGGUGAAUAAACACGCCAUUAAAGGAGGAAUUCGGCGUUGGAACUACUUUUUCCCAGAAGAAUUACUGGUUUAUGAUAUUUGUAAAUAUCGUUGGUGUGAAAACAUUGGAAGACCCCACAAAAGUAAUAAUAUUAUGAUUCUGGUUGACCUGAAAAAUGAAGUUUGGUAUCAAAAAUGCCAUGAUCCUGUAUGUAAAGCACAAAACUUCAAAUCUAACUGUUUUCCAUUACCCACUGAAGUAAGUCUGCGGUUUCUUCUGAAAGAGGAGGAGUUCACUUCUGAUGAAGCAGACGAAUUCAGCAACUCACUGGCCAAGAAUUCUCAAAUCCCAUCAUCCAGCAGCCUGUUACCAGGCGAGUCUUCUGAUGCUGACUGGGAUGACAAAGACGAUGCCUGCUUCCUAGAAGCCACAGAAGAUGCUGAAUUCGCUGAUGCUGCAGACAGGAGUCUUCUUGGUGACAAGAGUGCAAUGGACGAUAUUCCUGACGAACUCAUUAUGGAAGCAUUACAGAGUAGCUAACCAUGGACAGGAUUUACAUAAUGAGGCUACAGUUUGUCUGAAGUCUGAGAUUUGAUGACAUAAAUGUUAAAUUAGGGUUGGGGCUAUAGCCCAAGAGUAGACUACUUACCUAGCAUCUUCAAGGCCCUGCAUCUAAUCCGCAAUACCAUAAAAAAAUCAAAUUACAUUAACUUAUUAUUAAACUGUUUAUAACAA
Microtus ochrogaster (prairie vole) is the source of this 2015-nucleotide messenger RNA. RefSeq names its product primase and DNA directed polymerase (gene Primpol). Lineage: Eukaryota; Metazoa; Chordata; Mammalia; Rodentia; Cricetidae. Gene Ontology annotation, molecular function: chromatin binding; DNA-directed DNA polymerase activity. Gene Ontology annotation, cellular component: nucleus; mitochondrial matrix. Gene Ontology annotation, biological process: replication fork processing; error-prone translesion synthesis; response to UV. The record is from RefSeq and is a predicted model, not a curated record.